GUCAUUCGCUUCUAGAAAAAUUAGUGUUAUUCCUUACAAAAAGGAUGAAAAUUUUCUUACAAUAUUUUGCUAAAAAUAUUACGUGAUAAAAAUUAAAAAUGAUAAUUACUGACUAAAACCAACUCGUCUUCAAAUGGAGUUUCGAAUAAGAAAACCUUUAACCUGGAUGCAUCAUUUUAUCAUAAGUGAAACAAGAAGACAGAAUGGAUACACCAUCUACAAAAUUACAUCAAUAGUCUUUCCUCUUUCCCUACCGGAGGGGCUUACCAGUGUCACCUCAUGGAAGCGAUUCAGCGACGUGAAAAAACUGUACAAGGAGCUGUCCCAAAAGCAUCGCGAGCGACACCUUUACGGACGGAUCCCCGCCCCGACGGAGAAAACCUAUUUCAAAAGAUUCGAUCCGAAAGUGAUUGAGGAACGCAAAAAGUACAUUCUCGAAUUACUGGAUUUCGCCGGACAGGACCCGGUCCUGUAUCUGUCGCAUGCUUUUGUGAAGUUCUUUGAGCAGGGUAUUUCACCGGAAGGUUCUCCCGUGAAAGGAGGCAACAUUGCGGCCAUUUGCGAAGAUUUGGCUAUCCCGCUGCCAACCGAGAUUGCACUGAUCGAUCCAACCCGGGAUGAGAAUGAGAAUAGUGGAGAACCAGCGGAAAAGCAUUUGGUGGAAAGUAUGAAUUCGGGGGAUGCGGUUCAAACUGAAAAUGAAUCUACGGAAGAACCGAUUCUGACACAGCCGAGUAGUAGUGCACCACCCGGAGUAGAGCCGGCGGUGGUUAAUACAAGCGAACAACAAAAGAUUACGAAUGAUCAGGAAUCUUCAAUGGAUUACAUCGUGGAAGCGGCCAUGGUUUUCAGCAGGGCCGCCCAGGCAGAGGCCAAUGGAAACUAUAGGAUUGCGUUUUCCGAAUAUAAAGCAGGAAUUGAUAAGCUGCUUUCCGGUGCGAAAAAUGAUGAGAACAUCACACGAAAGACUAUGGCAAAAGAGAAAACAUGCAAAUAUGUGGCUCGGGCUGAAGAAAUCUACGAAAAAUAUCUCCUGCAUCAGGAGGGGGAUGAGAUUCUGAGUCCGAUUUCAGUGGACAAUCCAAGUUCACCGAUUCAACUGCUGGAACGACCGCUAAAUUAUCUAUCGCGAUACAAAGUGGUCCGUGUGAUCGAAGGGCGAAUCAUGCAGGUACAGGAUGUCACGGAUAAAACAUUCUACAUAAUGAAAGGAAUCCGGAAGCCACCCGGUGGAUUCUCGCAAGCCUUCUUUCUGCCACACGACGUUCCGUAUAUGGUCCCACUGGCAGCAUACUUUCAGUCGGAAUCUAGUCUUUUCCUGCUGCUGAAAUUGAUCUGUGGUGGCAAGCUUUGGGAUUAUAUUUUAAGUUACAGGCAACCGGAAGGUCUCGUAGUGGAAACGGAAGAUGUCGAAACUGCGGUUGAGGAAACUAGUCCUGAACCGGAAAUCAAAACGAAUGAAUCUUCAAAUACUUCGGAGUCUAGCCAAACCACCGGUUACGAUUCUGGUUUCAUUGAUCUCGUAAAUGAUUAUAAUAGUAAAAGUAGCCUAGAUAGCCCAGCAGCAGAGACUGAACAAGUGCCCGAAAAAAUAGAGGAAGGUUUGGAAGCAGUCAGUAUUGAUGAGGUGGAUCGAGCAGAAGCGCCUCUAGGAGAACCAUCGUCUUCUUCUUCCGGUUACAUCACGUCGUUCGAUGUCCUCUCCAAGGACAUGGAUGUAACGGAUUUAGUUAGCUGCAGUCAGCAGCUACUGAAGGCGGUCUCUCACACACUGGAGCAAUCUCAGAAACAACCGCCGGAGAUUACGAGAGUGGCAGCGACAGAAAAGCCGGAGCAGAGUCAGAGUCUCACUGGGGCGAUAAGCCGCCCUCAGAUCGAUACUAGUCAAUUAGAAUUAAGAGAUGGUGCCGAAGCACACCCACUUCCGGAAGGGUGCAUCAAACGGUGGAUCAGCGAGCUUAUCAUUGCCGUUGACGCGCUGCAUUUCAAUGGAAUUAUUUGCGGAGAUUUAACGAUGGACAACCUGCUGCUCGGUGCGGAAGGUCAACUGAUGCUGACGUACUUCUACCGGAAGGAAAAGUUCCCGAAUGCGACCACGCUGACAACGCAGUUGCGACAGGAUGCGGUCCAGAAGCUUUACGUGGCACCCGAGCGACCGCUGCAAGCCAAGUCGGACUUUUGGUCAAUCGGAGUGAUACUUUUUGAGAUGCUCACAAGAAAAUCUUUUCAGUCCUGUCACCCGGCGGGACUGCUUUGCUACCACGAGAUUCAGUAUCCGGAAGGGGUGAACAUUUCCGACGAAGCGAAAGAACUGCUCGAUGGGCUUCUUCAGUCUUUGCCGGAACAUCGGUCCGACUUCAAAGAGAUUAUUGCGUGUUCAUUCUUCCAUACGAUUGAUUGGAGCGAUGUGAAAAGACUAGGCCACACUUAAGGAAAGCGGUUAUAAACAAGGAACAAAACAUUCACGUACUAGACUUGUUAGGAUUAAUUAAACCAACUAACCACAGUGAAUACUUACAGUAUAUUCGUGUUAGUGUAUUGUCGACAGAUUUUGAUUGUUUCGAAUAAAAUAACUAUUUAUACAAACUA
Molecule: messenger RNA, 2589 nt
Organism: Malaya genurostris
Lineage: Eukaryota; Metazoa; Arthropoda; Insecta; Diptera; Culicidae
Product: ribosomal protein S6 kinase delta-1
Exons: 6
Coding region: 134-2431 (765 amino acids)
Biological process (GO): protein phosphorylation
Molecular function (GO): protein kinase activity; phosphatidylinositol binding; ATP binding
Source: RefSeq, a predicted model, not a curated record